Molecule: messenger RNA, 1471 nt
Organism: Sinocyclocheilus rhinocerous
Lineage: Eukaryota; Metazoa; Chordata; Actinopteri; Cypriniformes; Cyprinidae
Product: SS18L1 subunit of BAF chromatin remodeling complex
Exons: 8
Source: RefSeq, a predicted model, not a curated record
CCUCCCAACCCCAAUCUAAACAUAGGUCCGGUUGGUGGAGGUCAGUCUCUGCACUCUCAGACUAAUAUGAAUGAUAGCAUGGGCACUGGCUUGCCACCCACCUCACUAAUGCAGAGCCAAAUGAGCAAUGGCCCCAGCCACGUCCUCACCCAGCAGCAGCCCAGCACAUCCAUGAGCCAUGGCACGGGGCCUGGGUACAGCCACUCAGCGCCCACCUCUCAGGGUCAGGUGGCCUAUUCAUCUAUGGCCUCUCGUGCCAACCUCAACAUGCAGUCCAGCCAAGUUUCUAUGAUGCAUCAGCAAGGCACUGGAUCCCAUUACUCAUCCACCUCAGCAGGGGGUCAGCACUACCAGGGUCAGCAGACUGGAAUAAUGGCACAGGGAAACCAGGGGAACAGCAUAAUGUCACAAAGGCCAAUGGGAAGUUAUUGUGUCCCACAACAAGGAUCAGCCCCGCAGUACAUGGGCCAGGAGGAGUUCUACGGAGAGCAGUAUGGACACACUCAGAGCUCCAGCGAGCCUGUUAGCCAACAGUAUUACUCAGAUGGCCAUGAGGAGUAUUCCUAUCAGCAGUCUUCCUAUGGGGAGCAGAAUUAUGAGAGAUCCUUUGACGAGUCGUCACAACACUAUUACGAAGGCGGAAACUCUCAGUACAGCCAACAGCAGAUACAGUACCAACAAGGCUCUGGGACGCACCAGACGUUCAGCCAACAGCAGUACCCAUCCCAAGCCGGCUACAGCGCUCAGCCUCAGGGAUACGGUGCAGGGCAGGGCAGCUCAUCCCAGUAUCCUCAGUAUCAGCAGGGCCAGAGUCAGCAGUACCCAUCAUACCGCUCCAUUCAGCCAGGACCAGCCGCCCCGUCACAGAGGUCUUACCCUUUUGAACAGGUGAACACCAUGACCGUCCUGUACAAUGACAAAGUGACCCAGCCCAGUAAUGAGAGGGGUCAGUAUGGAAACUAUCAGCAAUAAAGAGACAUGGCUAAUGUUUGGGGCAGUUUUUUGUGUACAUCCCUCUUUACUCUGGAUGCUGGAAAAACAGAGGAUUCUCCACCAGCCCUGUCUCACAGGCUUGCUACGGAAUCAGAAUCAAACUCUAUAAACGGAAACAAAUAAAUUAGAUUUUUUACAAGGGUCUGGAGUUUAUUUUUUAAUCCUACUUUUAUCAUACAGGAGAUAUUAUUUUCUCUACCAGAACACUGAAGUUUUUUUCUGUAAUUAUUUGUUUAUUUUGCACUGUAAGUUUUGUCGAUUGUCUGAAUGGGUGGAUGAAUGGAUUAAUGUUCUGAUAGCACAAAUGGAAAUACUGAUGUUUAUUUUCCAUGUUUAUUUUGUUAUUUAUUUAGUUUUGUUUAUUUCAAUUUUAAAUACUGUAAUCAUACAUUUUAAUCGAAGGGAACGCAAAAUUGCAGACAAAUAGCCAAAGUUCAAAUUUUACACAUAAUAAGUUGUAUAUAGAUUUCUUUAUUGC